AUGUAUUAUUUGACCACAUUGUGUUUGUUUAUAAUUGGUUCAUAUUUAACAAGUGCAUUUCCUCAAGGAUGGCAUCCCGAUUAUCAACCACAAGAUCAAUUGAACGACAUGAACCUCGACAUAGUGAAAACCACGCCUGUGUCUCAUAAUUAUUUUAAUGAAUUAAAUUCACUUAACAAUGCAAUAUUAUCGGAUGAGGAUAUUGUUGACUCAUUAUUAAAUGAAAAUUUGAAUCUUGUACGUGUCAUUGAAAAAAUUUGUACAUUCUAUGAUUGUCAAUCAACAAAAUAUCGUCGUGAUUAUAUGAAUAAUGAUGGUUCUAUGCGUACAAUCUAUCAAGUAAAUCAUAAUUCAAGAAAACGUUUAUCAAGUUUAUUUCAUGGUAUACCCAAAUUUGGUAAAAGAACAUUUUCAGCAGCAUUUACUGGAAUACCAAAGUUUGGAUAA
Molecule: messenger RNA, 447 nt
Organism: Didymodactylos carnosus
Lineage: Eukaryota; Metazoa; Rotifera; Eurotatoria; Philodinida; Philodinidae
Source: the annotation of a GenBank genome assembly